Messenger RNA from Styela clava, 2380 nucleotides. RefSeq names its product 14-3-3 protein epsilon-like. Lineage: Eukaryota; Metazoa; Chordata; Ascidiacea; Stolidobranchia; Styelidae. The record is from RefSeq and is a predicted model, not a curated record.
GUACGAAACUACACCAGAACCCUUACAGCUGUACCGUACAUACUUAUGAUAGUCUAUUUUGAUUUACUUUUUAUUAGCCUGAAUUCAGAACCCAUCAUACAGCCUUUUUUCUGAGUCUGUAAGACUGGUGUCAUAUUUUCGCCCAUGCUCACCCACAAUAUGGUCCAUAUCUUUAUCAAUAAUUACUAACCGACUCUUUUUAUCUAAUGUUUGUCAGUACUUUCGCAAAAUUUUUUUGGAUUUUUUUUCAUCGUAUCAUGUCUGAGAGAGAAGAGCUAGUUUUUGGUGCAAAGUUGGCGGAGAAAGCCGAACGAUAUGAUGAAAUGGUGGAGUACAUGGACAAGGUGUCCAAAUUGGGAGAAGAGUUGAGUGUAGAAGAGCGCAACUUGCUCUCAGUUGCAUACAAAAAUGUAAUAGGUGCAAGGCGUGCUUCGUGGAGAAUACUGAGUAGCAUAGAAGCCAGGGACGAUGAUAAGAAGAAUGAAGUAUUACUGAAAGCAUACAAGGGUCAAGUCGAAGACGAGCUGAAACAACUUUGUACAAAUAUAAUCACUCUUCUUGUUGAGCAUCUCAUCAGCAAAGUUGAUGCAGAAAAUGCAGAAGCAAAAGUAUUUUACUACAAAAUGAAAGGUGAUUAUAAUCGUUACCUCGCUGAAUUCCAGGUUGGCAAAGACCGGAAAGAUGCUGCGGAAGCAGGUUUAAUUGCUUAUAAGGAAGCAAACGAAGCUGGUAGCUGCCUUUCGGCAACUCAUCCAGUCAAAUUAGGACUUGCUCUCAACUUCUCUGUGUUUUACUACGAAAUCCUCAAUUCUCCUGAGAGGGCUUGCACGUUAGCUAAAACUGCGUUCGAUGAGGCUAUUAAAGAAUUAGAUACAUUGAGUGAGGAGUCAUAUAAGGAUUCAACUCUAAUAUUGCAGUUGCUUCGUGAUAACCUAACAUUGUGGACAUCAGAGACGCAGGAAGACAAUGAUGAGUGAAAUGCUAUGAUAUCCACUGUAUGAAGUGGGACCAUGUAUCAUUUACAAAAACUCCUCACCCUAAAUGAUGCAAGAUAUUGUGAAUUGAUUGCUGUUUUGAGAUAAUAAUAUUUGUAUUAGGUUAUGUUAUUGUACUCAUUAUUGAAGAUGUGAACUAUUACUAUAGAAAAACUUGUGUACUCUAUUUCUGUAAAUAUAGCAGGAUUUUCAACGUUUUAUGGUGUGAAGUAUUUAUUUGAGAAUAAUAAUACAAGAAUAAUAACUUGAGAAAAAGCUUUCAUAAUAAAAGUUGAUAUUUGAAUUUUAAAUUUCUCAUGAAUCUCGAUAGUCCACAAAUUAUAUUACAAAUAGCACUAUUUUCAUUUCCUGUGGUUAUUGAUUUAUCAAACACAAAAAUUAGGUAAUUGAUAAUUAUUUUAUACAUGUCAUCGAGAACAUUUAUUAUUAGAAAAAUAUGACUUGGGUAGUUUUGUCAUUGAUAUCACUCUCGCAAAGUGUAGAUUGAAGCUAAUAAUCACAAACUCAGUGUUUUGUUGGGAAUGUUUCAUUGCAAAAUAUAUAUUGUGUUCAAUUAUGUUUAGACUAGCGUUCGUGUGGUGCAUUAAUUCUAAUUGUCUAUUAAAAGAGUUUCAUAUUGUGAUAUCUUGCGGUUGUAAAUUUCAAAUAAUAUAAUUUUUAUUUAAAUUUUGAAUGAAAAUAUUUUAAAUUGAACAGUAACGAAGCUGAUUCUGUGAAUAUUCACAAACAGACUUUUUAAAUUUCUUAGUUGGUUAAUUCAUUCUACAGUAUAAAACUAAAACUAUACUCUCGACAAAAACAGUAGUCCCGAAACUAAAUACCUUUAUCUUAUUAAUUAGAUAUUAGCCCCUUGGAUUUUCACAGCAUGACAACCAGCUUUGGCUCUUUGCGGCUUCCCUUCCCCGGUAAAAUUGUGUGAUCUUUUUUCUUCGUAUUCUGUGUAAAAUUUUUUUAACCGGCUUUGAAACCCCUGUUUUCUACCAUACAAAAUGUACUAUUUUAUAGAAAUUGUGCAUUUAAUUUGGAUACAUUGUCGAAUAAGAAUACUUUCUUAACAUUCUUUUACAUUUGAUUUGUCAAAAACUGACCAUCACAAAACUGUGUAGCGCUUGUUUGGAAUCUACAUAUCACUCUAUAUUAGAAGGUUAUUUUCUUGAAAUUUGCAGCUUUAAUACGGGUUUAAAUUAUAAUAUUCAAUUUCUUUCAAUUGUUUUUGAUUUUCCAAUUUUGAUUUAAGAAUUCAAAGUGUUUGGUGCCACCACAUGCUGAUUGGGAAUUUCAGACUGUUUCAAAUAUUUUGCAUUAUUCCUGAAAAAAAUAUUUAUAUUUACACUUUUCAUCUUGCUGUUUCACAUUAAUGAACAUUUAUAGUAUUUUGUGUGUAA